AUGCUCCUCCUCAAUGGCUCAGUCUUUAUGCCCUCUGUACUAACACUCAUUGGGAUUCCUGGACUACAGCCAGUGCAGUGUUGGAUUGGGAUUCCAUUCUGUGUCAUGUAUGUCAUCGCUGUGAUCGGGAAUUCCCUAAUCUUGGGUAUCAUCAGAUAUGAACGCAGCCUCCAUAAGCCCAUGUACAUAUUUUUGGCCAUGCUGGGGGCCACAGACAUUGCACUUAGCACCUGUAUUCUUCCCAAAAUGUUAGGCGUCUUCUGGUUUCAUUUGCCAGAGAUUUCCUUUGCAGCCUGCCUGCUACAAAUGUGGCUUAUCCAUUCGUUCCAGGCAAUCGAAUCAGGCAUCCUACUGGCAAUGGCCCUAGAUCGCUAUGUGGCCAUCUGUGACCCCUUGAGACACACCACCAUCUUCUCCCAGCAACUCUUGACUCACAUUGGAGUUGGGGUGACACUCCGGGCUGCCAUUCUUAUAGGACCAUCCAUUAUGCUCAUCAAAUGUCGUCUGAAACUCUACCGAACUACGGUCAUCUCUCACUCUUACUGUGAGCACAUGGCCAUUGUGAAGCUAGCUAUUGAAGACGUCCGGAUCAACAAGAUAUAUGGUCUAUUUGUUGCCUUCAGUAUCUUAGGUUUUGACAUAAUCUUCAUCACCUUGUCUUACGUUCAAAUCUUUCUCACUGUGUUUCAAUUGCCCCAGAAGGAGGCACGAUUCAAGGCCUUUAAUACGUGCAUUGCCCACAUCUGUGUCUUCCUCCAGUUCUACCUCCUUGCUUUCUUCUCUUUCUUCACACAUCGGUUUGGUUCUCACAUACCACCAUAUGUUCAUAUCCUCCUAUCAAACCUUUACCUGUUAGUCCCACCUUUUCUCAACCCCAUUGUCUAUGGUGUGAAAACCAAACAAAUUCGUGACCAUGUCCUGAAAAUGUUUUUCUCCAAAAAACAUCUGGAUCAUUAG
Messenger RNA from Neofelis nebulosa (Clouded leopard), 957 nucleotides. RefSeq names its product olfactory receptor 52A5-like. Gene Ontology annotation, cellular component: membrane. The record is from RefSeq and is a predicted model, not a curated record. Bases 1 to 957 code for a protein of 318 amino acids. The transcript has a single exon. NCBI's taxonomy places the organism in Eukaryota, Metazoa, Chordata, Mammalia, Carnivora, Felidae. Gene Ontology annotation, molecular function: G protein-coupled receptor activity; olfactory receptor activity. Gene Ontology annotation, biological process: G protein-coupled receptor signaling pathway.